AUGUCCUCUUAUCUUCUCAUUGAUUUACUUUCAGAAAUUCUCGAUUACCUUAAGAAUGAUUUUAAUUCAUUAUAUUCUUGUCUUCUAGUCAGUCGUUUUUGGUGUAGAGCUGUCGUACCUAUCUUGUGGAGAAAUCCAUUUAAAAUUGAUGUACCAAUGAAUAAGAAUUAUCAAGAAUUAAAAAUUGAAAAUAAUCGAAAAUAUUUAACAAUCUUUUCAACGAUAUACUCUUGCUUACCUAAAGAUUCCAAAGAAAUAAUCUCUGAUAAUAAAAUUGAAAUACCCUUAAAUAUUAUAAUUUAUGAAAGACCAUUAUUCGAUUAUCCAAGGUUUUGUAAAACUAUAGACACUUAUAACCUUUAUAGUAUGUUUACUUGGAUCGAUAUAUUUCCUGAACAAAAUGAUCUUGGAGUAAAUUUUAAGAGUAACAUACUAGGACAAGAAGUUUUGAAAUUAUUAUUUGCCAAGGAUCUAUUACUUAAACAGUUCAUUCUUUCCGCUGAAGAAUUUAAUGUUCACUUGACACAAUUUUCCGGGAUUCAGCAUACAUUCUCAGUCUUGACUGAAUUUGAAGCAUGUGAUGAUGUUUCUUCGGACAUAUAUGAUGAGAUGGCGCAAAUUUGUACAAACAUUCAACAUUUGAAGAUAACAUCCGAAACUUUUGAUUAUGAAAAUUCGGGACUAGCAAAAUUUAUUAAGGCUCAACAAUGUUUAAAAGCAUUAACUUUCAAACAAUCCUUUUUAAAAAUGUCAAAAGAAUUAACUUUAGCUAUUUACGAUCAUAUAAAUUCAAUCGUAGAAAUUAAUAUUGACCAUUUUCAUGACUGGGAUGAAUAUGAAACCCUCUCAAAAUUUAUUAAUUUAAGGAAAUUGAAUGUGGAAAGCGAAAUAUAUUGUGAAUCAUGUUAUAAUUAUGAUUCGGUCGCGAAAUAUUUAGGUGAAAAGUCGAGGUGUUAUAAAUUUCCUAAUUUACAAACCUUGAUUUUACAUGGUCAAUUAUUUCUGGAAUCCGUAUCAAACAUUAUUAAUAAUACUCGGGGUGAUUUAAACAUUAUUUACCUAAGCAAUUGUUAUGAGUUUAAUGAACGAAUUCAUAAUUCUAGAUAUUAUCACUCCCUUAUGGACAAUUGCCCAAACCUUAAAUAUGUAAAUAUUUAUGUUGAUAAAACUCUUGAAUCCGUUCAAUAUUUAAGAAAUUUAUUAUCUAAUUGUACUCGGAUUGAAGGAAUCAUAUUUGCUCAUAUAGUAAACGAAUUCGAGUUAGAAGCUGAUUUUAUCUUGGAACUCUUAGGAAUGAUUUUACCUUUAAAUUCUCACUUAUUUCAAUUACAAAUUCCAAUUGAUUGGAAAUUUUCUUAUAAUGCUUUUAAUAGAUUUUUUGAAGAUUGGAGAGGUAGGAGAGGUUUAAGGUUAUAUUUUUAUCAUAAACAGAUCGAAAAUAAUAAAAAUCUUCAAAGAUAUAAAAACUUAUUUAGAAAAUAUUGUGAUGAAGGUGUGAUUAGGAAUAUCAAAUUUAUUGGUGAAACUUUUGAUUUUACGAAGACUCGUUAA
Molecule: messenger RNA, 1551 nt
Organism: Funneliformis geosporum
Lineage: Eukaryota; Fungi; Glomeromycota; Glomeromycetes; Glomerales; Glomeraceae
Source: the annotation of a GenBank genome assembly